CCCGCACGUCGGCCCCCGCCCCGCCCCGCCCCGGCGCGCAUUUCCAUUUUAAACCGCCGCCCGCCCGCCCCUCGACCGCGGCCGGCGCAGCUGCCCGCGCGGCCCGGGCCCCGGGAGUGGCGGAGGCUGCCGAGUCGCCGAACGGAGCAGAAAAGGCCCGGAGAUGCCCCGGAGAUGCGAGCGGGCCCCGCGCCAUAGACAAUGAAGCCGCGGGCGCCGCCGCCCGCCCCAGGCCCUGCGCGUCUCGGCCGCACCUGCCGGCGAGGCCGUAGCCGCGCCUGACCGCCCGCCCGCCCGCCCGCCCGCCACCGCGCCCCGCCGGCCCAUGGCUCAGCGCCCCGGGCCCGGACCCCCGCACUCGGGUCGCGCUGCGCACGGGCCGGCGGGCGCCAGGGGCGCCGUACCCGCAGCCUGAGCGCGGCCGCCUCUGCGCGGGGGGGCGUGGGCCCCGCUCCUGGCCCUCCCGCCGGCCCCCAGCACCUCUCCCGGGGACCCUCCUACCGACCGCCCAUCGCUGCCCGCGAGCGCUCUGGCUGCCGCAGGGCCCCGGCGGGCGGCGCGACGGCCGCGGCCGGGGCACCAUGUACCUGCUGGACAGCAGCGGCGAGCCCGCGUCGCCGCCCGCGGACGCGAUGCCUCGCGGGACGCCCCCCAGGAAGACGGUCUACCGCAUCUCCGUGACCAUGGUCAGGAAGGAGCAGCUGGCCGCGUCCGGCCCCGACCCGCGCCCUGCUCGGCGGCCCCGGCCCCCGCGCUCCCCGGACGCGCCUGGGCGGCUCGUGGAGGAGGCCGAGGAGGCGGCGGGCGCUGAGGACUCCGAGGACCGCGAGCCGCGCGCCUGGGACUUGCGCACUUUCCGGACCCGCAGCACCGGGCAGCUGGAGCUGGGGCGGCUCCGGCCGUGCGCUCGCGGCCCGGACCCGGUGGACCUGGCCGGCGGCGGCCCUCCGGCUGCGGAGGAGGGUCCCAGCAGCCCCGACCUGGAGGGGGCCCGGGCCGCGCCCCUGCGGCGGAGCCUCAGUUUCAGGCACUGGAGCGGCCCGGAGGAGAGCCCGCCCCUGGGCGUCGGGAGGCGCCACGGCAGCUCCGGGAGCCUGACCUGGGAUGCGGGCGACGGGGCCGCCGCGCAGCCGGCGUCGGAGAAGCGCAACACCCUGGACGUGGGCGAGGUGCUCAACAAGGGCGACGCGCGCUCGGACGCGGAGCGCUGGGAGCGCAGCAAGAGCAAGAACCGCACGCUGGACAACAGCGACCUGCAGCGGCUGGAGCGCGCGCGGGCCGCCGCCGCCGCCGGCCCCGGCGCGGCCUCGGAGCGCCGGCUGCUGCGCUUCUUCAGCGGCAUCUUCGCGCGCAGGGACGGCGCCGCGCGCCAGCGGGGUUAUUUCAGCAGCCUGCGGCGGGCCCCCGCCGACGUGCACUCGUCCAGCGCCGAGAGCAUCGGCGGGUCCCCGCGCAGAGAUGCCUUCGUGAACAGCCAGGAGUGGACGCUAAGCCGAUCGGUGCCGGAGCUGAAAGUGGGAAUUGUGGGUAACUUGGCCAGCGGCAAGUCCGCCCUGGUGCACCGGUACCUGACGGGCACGUAUGUGCAGGAGGAGUCCCCCGAAGGUAUGCUGUGUGGCAGGCAGUUGGGUGCCAGCCUCAGAGAGCGUAGGGGCAAAUGUGUCCUUAGCGUGUUCUAAAUUGGUGCCCUGGUGGGUCACGUAUGACGACAGCCAUGAAGCUCACCGAGCAGUAAGGCCCGGGGGAUACUGGUUUCUCUGGAAGAUCCCUAGCGAGCCUGUGGCAUUCGGAGCAGCAGCGUAGAACCAAGACGUUCUGCUGCAUUUACGUCUCCCCUGAUGAUCCUGUCCUUUCAAACUGGCAGUCCCAGAUUACUGCUUUAAGUAUUGGGUGGACAUUUUCUCCGAUGCGGGAAUCGAGUUUACUCGUGGUUCGUACGCAGGGUUCCUCAGCCGUAGGUCAGGGUAAGGCUUCCCGACAGCACCGCCAUUGUUUGAGUACGUGUCCCCCCUCCCCCCCUUAUGCCGUAUUCUAAACAUGUAAUAAUCAUUUUGCAUGCAAAUAAGAUGUUUAUUUUUGCCAUUAGGCAUUUGCCUCUUUAGUUAACACAUCCACAUUUUAUUUUUUGCUCUAAGUAAAAUUUACGCAAAGGACAGGCGGCCACGCUGUGGCUCCCGCGUGCCCUAACCGAGGGGUAGCUCUGGGGAAGGAUGUUUUGCUCUCCGUGUAACUCUUGUAAAUGCGACUCUGAGACGCUGAAUCUCUGGUUCCUUCCUUCUCUCACUGGCUGUUCCCUUCUUUGCAGACUUGGACGCAGGUAACUAUGCCUCCCCUCACGGCAGCGCGUGUCUUGUUCCCAGAGAGAGCAGGGGCACCCCCUGUGCUGUAGCGUCCCCUCCCCCCUCGUUACGUGUGCCAUCCUGUUUCCUUUUCAUUGACCCUUCUUUAUUUAAUUAAUUAAUUUGCUUUUCGGUUCAGUUCGACAUUUCACCCUGUUUUGUCCCUUAGAUGUCUCCGUAGCAGUAGUCGGUCCUGAGCAGCCUGCCACAUCCCCUGUAACACCCGAUCUGUUCUCACCUCUCGUCCUGGAAACCGCGGGGCCGGUCCGGCUCCGCAGGGGGCUCGGGCACGGCUGGGCAGAACGGGGCCGGGGUGGGUGGUCGUGUCCGCAGCCCGCCUGCUUUUCCCGUUUAUUCCCUUUGAAGUGACCACUU
Messenger RNA from Oryctolagus cuniculus (rabbit), 2714 nucleotides. NCBI's taxonomy places the organism in Eukaryota, Metazoa, Chordata, Mammalia, Lagomorpha, Leporidae. The record is from RefSeq and is a predicted model, not a curated record.